Messenger RNA from Nerophis ophidion (straightnose pipefish), 2692 nucleotides. RefSeq names its product neuronal intermediate filament family member 1 (gene neff1). Gene Ontology annotation, cellular component: intermediate filament. The record is from RefSeq and is a predicted model, not a curated record. Lineage: Eukaryota; Metazoa; Chordata; Actinopteri; Syngnathiformes; Syngnathidae. The transcript has 4 exons. Bases 53 to 1561 code for a protein of 502 amino acids.
ACCUGUCCGGGACCCGGCGCGGAACUCUCCUUCCCGGCUCUUUCACGGCAGAAUGAGUUACUCCGGCGACAUGUACAGCAGCAGCAGCAGCAGCAGCUCCUACCGCAAGAUCUUCGGCGACGCGCCGCGCUCGGGCCGCGCCAGUCUGGGCAGCCCGUCCCGGGUGCACUCCUCCGGCUACCGCAGCCGGACCUACGGCUCCCCGGCGGUGAUGUCGUCCGGCGGCGGCUACCGCCGGAGCGCCGCGUCCGGGCGCCUCUUCUCCAUGCCGGACCUGAGCCAGUCCACGGCGGUCACCAACGAGCUGAAGAUCGUGCGCACCAACGAGAAGGAGCAGCUGCAGGGUCUGAACGACCGCUUCGUGUCGUUCAUCGAGAAAGUGCACCAGCUGGAGCAGCAGAACAAGGUGCUGGAGGCGGAAGUGACGUCACUCCGCCAGCGCCACAGCGAGCCCUCGCGCCUCCACGAGCUCUACGAGCAGGAGAUCCGCGAGCUGCGCGCGCGCGUGGAGGAGAUGACGCACGAGAGGAGCCAGGCGCACCUGGACUGCGCGCAGGUGAGCGAGGCGCUGGAGCGCCUGCGCGACAAGCUGGACGAGGAGGCGCGGCUCCGCGAGGAGGCCGAGGGCGCCCUGAAGGCGUACCGCAAGGACGUGGACGACGCCACCCUGGCGCGCCUGGAGCUGGAGAAGAAGGUGGAGUCGCUGCUGGACGAGAUCGCCUUCCUGCGGAAAGUCCACGAGGAGGAGCUGCAGGAGAUGCAGUCGUCGCUGCAGGCCACGCAGGUGUCCGUGGAGAUGGACAUGAGCCAACCGGACCUGGCGGCGGCCCUGAAGGACAUCCGGGCCCAAUAUGAGAACCUGUCAUGCAGGAACCAGGCCCAGGCAGAGGAGUGGUACCGCUCCAAGUUCGCAACCGUGACGGAGGCCGCGGCUCGCAACCAGGACGCCAUCAAGCACUCAAAGGAGGAAUUGACCGAGUACCGCCGGCAGGUGCAAGCCCGCACCUUGGAGAUCGAGGCCCUGCGGGGCCACAACGAGGCCCUGGAGAGGCAGAUCGCUGAGAUGGAGGACCGCCACAACGGCGAAGUCGGAGACAUGCAGGACACUAUUGAGCAGCUGGAGGCGGCGCUGCGCAGCACCAAAGGAGAAAUGUCUCGCCACCUGCGGGAGUACCAGGAUCUGCUCAAUGUCAAGAUGGCUCUGGACAUUGAAAUUGCCGCUUACAGGAAGCUGCUGGAAGGCGAGGAAUGCCGCCUGAGCACCGUUGGCGGCGCCAUGGUCCAGUCCGGUUACCCGGGCUUCUCCUACAUGUCGUCCCGCACCUACUCCAUGGGCGCCUACAGGAAGUCCAAACCGGAGGAGGAGGAGGAAGAGGAGGAAGACAAGGAGGAGGAGGACGACGAGGGGGAGGACGAAGACGAGGGCGUGGACCAGGAGGGAGGUGACGGUGAGGAAGAGGAAGAAGACGAGGAGGAAGAGAAGAAGAAGCCUAAAGAGAAGGAUGAGAAGGAGAAGGAGAAGGAGAAGAAAAGCCCAAUUGAGAAGACCAGCAAGAACUAAAGUGCUUAUGUAGCUUCACCAGCAUCACCACUCUUCAUUGUUCAUGCGUGUAUAACAUGGUUGCAUCAUCCACACACACACACACACACACACACACACACACACACUGAAUCAGCGGAAAAGGUUCGAUCCAGGGGUGUCAAACACAUUUCACGGAGCAAAAUCUAUUCCCAAGUGGGCCGGAAUGGUAAAAUCAUGGCAUGAUAACUGAAAAAUAAAGACAACUCCAGGUUGUUUUUCUUUGUUUUUACUUUGGCCAAAAAUACAACAAGUGCAUUCUGAAAAUGUACAAAUCACAAAACAAUCCUCUGGACGAAACACUUCAAGUUUGUUGAAGUUUGGACUUUGGUCUCAGUGUAUCUGCAAAGCCGGGGAUUAAACUUUAACUCACAGUCUUUCUGGCAUUGAACAAAAAAACAGGUAAACUCUUCGAGGUAUCAAAUAGCUGUGGGAUUGAUAGGUGGACAUGACCAAGGCAUACUUGCCAACCCUCCCCGAUUUUCCUGGGAGAUUCCCGAAUUUCUGUGCCACUCUCGAAAAUCUCCCGGAGCAACCAUUCUCCUGAAUUUCUCCCGAUUUCCACCCGGUCAACAAUAUUGGGGGCGUGCCUUAAAGGCACUGCCUUUAGCGUCCUCUCUCACCCGAAAAGUAGACUAUUAUAUAUGUCUCCGUUAUCCAUAGGUUUAUCGAUGCUGACACAAUUUCCCUGCGCUUGUUGAGGGAUGACAGGUCAGGGUGGUAUAUAAUAAACAGUUUCUCUUUUAAGUUGCAAGGUGUGCUGGAUGCAAGAAUUUGCCAUGUUAUUGAAUAUCCAACAUUAUUGUCUUUGAGGUUCCAAAUGCGCUUGCUGAGUUCUGUAGAAUUCCGCAGGCUCUGGUUUCUAAAAGAAGCCUUGUGACUGUUUAUUAUAAACCACCCAGACCUGGCAUCCCUCAACAAGCGCAUUGAAAUUGUAUCAGCAUGCCGUCACGGAAGGAAACACCUCCUAGGUAACACAUGAGCCAAUCACCACGCCCCUACGCCUGCCUGUACCCACCCACUCUGUGCCCUAUAAAAACCAUGGUAUGUGGAUGCUUCCAUUAAAAUCUCCUGAUGAUUGAGGGAACCCCUCAUGAAACAGUUCUGUAGAGA